This is a messenger RNA of Maudiozyma barnettii, 744 nucleotides long. It is a transcript of the gene ORM1, whose product is annotated as sphingolipid homeostasis protein ORM1. The transcript has a single exon. Lineage: Eukaryota; Fungi; Ascomycota; Saccharomycetes; Saccharomycetales; Saccharomycetaceae. The coding region runs from base 1 to 744 and encodes 247 amino acids. The record is from RefSeq and is a predicted model, not a curated record. Gene Ontology annotation, biological process: negative regulation of ceramide biosynthetic process; intracellular sphingolipid homeostasis; ceramide metabolic process. Gene Ontology annotation, cellular component: endoplasmic reticulum membrane.
AUGACUGAACCGUUACAGACAACUACUAGUGCAGGUGCAGACCUCGAUUUGAAACCAUUCCCAUCAUAUCAUAACAAUACUACCGCCACUGCUUCUACUACUGCUAGUAGUAGCACGACUAGUGAUGAUAAUACUAUGAAUGAAAGAGAGUCGCGUACUAGAACAAGAACUAACUCCUUGAAAAUUUUACAAAAUGAACCGUAUAAGGACCAUCGUCGUAGACGGUCCUCGAGUAUCAUAUCACAUGUGGAGCCUGAAACAUUUGAAGAUGAAAACGAUCAAAAAGCUGUUCCAAACAUGAACGCUACAUGGGUGGAUCAACGUGGUGCGUGGUUGAUUCAUUUCGUUAUCAUUGCAUUACUAAAAGUCUUUUAUAAUCUUUUGCCCGGGAGCACCCCAGUUUGGUCUUGGACUUUAACUAAUACUACAUAUAUCGUUGGAUUUUAUGUUAUGUUCCAUUUGAUUAAGGGAACUCCUUUUGAUUUUAAUGGUGGUGCUUUCGAUAAUUUAACAAUGUGGGAACAAAUUGAUGAUGAAACUUUAUACACUCCAACAAGAAAAUUCCUAAUUAUUUUACCAAUUGCAUUGCUUUUAGUAUCAAAUCAUUAUGCUCAUUUCACUUAUAAAUUGUUUAUCUUUAAUUCUUUAGUGAUCCUAUUGAUAGGUGUCGUACCAAAAUUACCUUUAACUCAUAGAUUAAGAAUUUCUAUCCCAGGUAUUACAGGUCGUGCACAAAUUAGUUAA